Messenger RNA from Sphaeroforma arctica JP610, 321 nucleotides. RefSeq lists its product as hypothetical. The record is from RefSeq and is a predicted model, not a curated record. The transcript has a single exon. Lineage: Eukaryota; Ichthyosporea; Ichthyophonida. The coding region runs from base 1 to 321 and encodes 106 amino acids.
AUGUUUACGCACAGUUUGGCGAGGGAUAGGAAGAGCAAACCAAAAUGGUGUACUGAGAGCACUCUGUGCAAGUGCACCGGGCUCUUCUUAGUAGCCGGCUGUAUAGCUGGUAUCAUAGUCUGGUUCGCAGUCUUCAAUGGUAGUACAAUCGGCAACAGUAAUGGGGGCUCUGAUAGCAACAACCCCAAUAUACCUGGCACGGACACAUAUGAUCAGACGUGUGCGGAUGUGUCUGCGGACAAAUGUGCUCGCUUGCAGCUGGAGGGAAACACGUUGGAGGAGGCGUUGGAAGCAACCUCCAUGAGUAAGGAAACGCGGUAA